Colletotrichum fioriniae is the source of this 615-nucleotide messenger RNA. The record is from RefSeq and is a predicted model, not a curated record. NCBI's taxonomy places the organism in Eukaryota, Fungi, Ascomycota, Sordariomycetes, Glomerellales, Glomerellaceae.
AUGAAGCUCAACGCUCGCGUUCUCAUGGGUCUGGCUGCAAUCAGCCAAGCCGAACAGCCCUCACCCUCGUCGAUUGAAGUCAUCCCCAUCAACGCGGUGAGUGUGACAGGCCACUCCCUCCUCAAACCCUCGCCAACCCAAGUCCCAUCCAACUGCACACGCACACACGAGGACACGGACAAGCCAGCCACCGACAAUCCCCCGGCUGAAGUCCCCUACUGGGGCUUCAGACAAAGCUGCACCGAAAUACACGGCGACGGAGGCAAAGAGGCAGUCAUCUGGGCCUGCUGCGACACGACACACGGCUACGGCAUCCAGAACCGCUACCGACUGGGCCAGUGUAUCGAGAACGCGCGCGGGAAGCUGAUUCCACGCAAGAAUGGGGGGUUUUGGCGCACGUGUGAGGAGUGUGGGCUCAAGGAUCCGAGGCGGCUGACGGUGUAUAGCUGCAAGUGCUGGCCUAUGCCUAGGCAUGGGACGAAGUAUGAGCGUGUGGAGACUGAGAUUGAGUUGAAUGACUUCAUCGGCAACGACCAUGGCAAGUUGGUUUGCUUCGGCGUCAGGGAGGAGCGCUACUGGGGGAACUGCACCAACAACUUUCCUUGGGAUGACUAG